ACGCUUUUGCCCUAAUAGCACAUCAUACAUCCAGCAGACACCGCCUGCGCCGUUCUUCCUUUCUUCUUCUCCUCCCCCCUGCUGCUCCGCCGCGGGACUGACUGACCGGUAGAAAACAUUUUGCAAAUAGAUCCAACAAUGAACCAUGCAGAAAUGGAAGAUGAUGAUCCCGUAGUCUCCGAUUCCGAAUCUGAUUCAGAAGAAGAUGAUGACGUGAAACUGAAUGAACCUUCAAAGACUGCAGUAAACGACAAGGCUGGCUUACUUGACAAGCUUGGAGACAUCAAAUGGCCAGAAAAUGCGGAAUGGAUACAGACCCUUUCCCUCGACAUCAAUCAAGACCAAGAAAUCAAUGUCAAUGAUGAUCUUAACCGAGAGCUCGCUUUCUAUACACAGGCUCUCGAAGGAGCCCGCCAAGCCCUUACAAAGUUCCAAUCGAUGGACCUCCCUUUCUUGAGGCCAUCCGAUUAUUAUGCUGAGAUGGUGAAAACCGAUUCCCACAUGGAAAAAGUGAAGGGCCGACUCUUGGCAGAGAAGAGAAAGGUCGAGGAGGCCGAGGAGAGACGUAAGGCAAGGGAGAGCAAGAAAUUGGCCAAAGAGGUUCAGGCACAGAAACUUAAAGAAAGAGCUAAACAGAAGAAAGACGACAUCGAAUCUGUUAAAAACUGGAGAAAGCAAAGGAAGCAGAGCGGUUUUGCCAGCGGCGAUAAUGAUGGAGACCUAAGUAUGGCUUUCGAAGACGGGAAGCCAUUUCAAAGGUCCGGCAAGAAAAGGCCUGGAGUGGGCCCCGGCGAUCGCUCGGGAGGGAAAGGAAAGCAAUUCGGUGGAAAGGGGAAUAACAAGAAAAGAAAAGACAGGGAACAUAGAGAUUCGAAAUUCGGGUUUGGAGGGAGGAAAGGUUUGAAAAAGCAGAACACGGCCGAGACUACUAACGAUUUCCGGGGCUUCCGGAAAGGCAAAUUUUCGGGCAACAAGAAACAGAAAACUUGAAGAGGAAAUAAGGUAAUUCUGAACUCUUUCUUUCCUUGUCUACUGUGUGUUAAAAUUCAGUAUGGUUUUUCUUUUUUCUUUUUUUUUUUUUUAUCGAUGAUGGCCUCUUUUAUUUGCUGUGUUGUGUUCUAUUUGCUUUCGAAAAAUGGUAUGUGGUUAUGUUAGUUUAUGUCCUUGAGGCUAAGAGGGAGGUAGAGCUAUAGAAAGUUAACCCACAAAUUGUUGGAUCAAACUUGAACCUGUGUUAGAUCACAUUUUUGGAUUAGAUUUAAAUUACACUGUGUAUGUUUUCAUGUGUUUUUGCCUGUUUCAAGGCUAUGUCUUUGUUUGGGAUUGGAAUUAUUUAUUUAAAUUUUGAUUUAAUUAAUAUUUAA
This is a messenger RNA of Andrographis paniculata, 1364 nucleotides long. RefSeq names its product probable rRNA-processing protein EBP2 homolog. Gene Ontology annotation, cellular component: preribosome, large subunit precursor; nuclear periphery; nucleolus. The coding region runs from base 139 to 990 and encodes 283 amino acids. Gene Ontology annotation, biological process: rRNA processing; ribosomal large subunit biogenesis. The transcript is spliced from 2 exons. Lineage: Eukaryota; Viridiplantae; Streptophyta; Magnoliopsida; Lamiales; Acanthaceae. The record is from RefSeq and is a predicted model, not a curated record.